AUGUGCUUUUUCCUCUCCGCUUGUUUGAAUGUGUUGCAGGGCUCCCAGUACGAGCUGAAAGAUAAUCCGGGCGUCCACCCAGCUACCUUUGCUGCCCACACUGCCCCCGGCUAUUAUCCCUAUGGACAGUUCCAAUACGGGGACCCGGGGCGGCCCAAAAACGCCACCCGGGAGAGCACCAGCACCCUCAAGGCCUGGCUCAACGAGCACCGCAAGAACCCCUACCCCACGAAGGGCGAGAAGAUCAUGCUAGCCAUCAUCACCAAAAUGACCCUCACCCAGGUGUCCACCUGGUUCGCCAAUGCCCGACGGCGGCUCAAGAAGGAGAACAAGGUGACCUGGGGCUCCAGGAGUAAGGAUCAAGAAGAUGCAAACCUAUUCGGGAGUGACAAUGAGGGGGACCCCGAGAAGACUGAAGAUGAUGAGGAAAUCGACCUGGAGAGCAUAGACAUAGAUAAAAUCGAUGAGAAUGACGGGGAGCAAAGCAACGAGGAAGAGGAGGAGAAGCCCGAGCUCCUGAGACAAAGCAGUGAAGAGGAUCACUUGGAAAAGGAAAAGGAUUUGGCACUGUCAGGCUCUGAAGGGCUGAAACCCAAAGACCCGCUGGCCAUGGUGAAGGAGGCCUCCGACAACAGCACGAGAAUCAUCAGUCCCGGGGGACCGAACAAUUUACAGAUGCCAUCUCACAGCAAACCCAAGAUUUGGUCUUUGGCAGAGACGGCAACCAGUCCUGAUGGUGCCCUGAAAUCUUCUCCUCCACCACCUCCUCCUCCCCAGGUUAACCACACUUCUCCUCAGAUCCAGCACCCCGCUUUUCUCCCUAGCCAUGGACUUUACACAUGCCAGAUCGGCAAAUUUCACAACUGGACAAAUGGGGCUUUCCUCACUCAGAGUUCCCUGCUGAAUGUGAGGUCCUUUUUGGGAGUAAAUCACCACCACGCCGCUCACCACAAUCACCAUCUCCAAGCCCAGCAACAGUCUUCUGUUUUAACAGCAACCCUGGGCACCCUAAGCAGUGACAAAACUUCAGAGAGGACCAGUCCUAAACACAUAG
Messenger RNA from Acanthisitta chloris (rifleman), 1054 nucleotides. RefSeq names its product iroquois homeobox 1 (gene IRX1). Lineage: Eukaryota; Metazoa; Chordata; Aves; Passeriformes; Acanthisittidae. Gene Ontology annotation, biological process: neuron differentiation; cell development; regulation of transcription by RNA polymerase II. The annotation marks the transcript as partial. Gene Ontology annotation, cellular component: nucleus. The record is from RefSeq and is a predicted model, not a curated record. The transcript has a single exon. Gene Ontology annotation, molecular function: DNA-binding transcription factor activity, RNA polymerase II-specific; RNA polymerase II cis-regulatory region sequence-specific DNA binding.